ACCUCUAAAACUAAAAAAUCUGGCAACCCGAAAUCUAAGCAACAGGAACACAAGUACAACCAGGUGCAAGAAAAAUUAUGAGUGGCAUAAACAGCACCAGUUGCUUCUCUUCAGUGUUCCAAAACCUACAUGAAACUGAACUUUUGUCUGCAAAGAAGAAAUCUAGGUUCAGUUUCAUGGUCCCCAGGGACCAGUUUAAUGGUGGUUGUACUGGGAUUUUCUGUAAGGUUUCUGAAAGUGGAAUUGGUGGCAACCCCACAAACAGCAAAGUGUCUGUCAGGUCCAAGAACAGGAUGGAAGAGUAUAACACAGCCAUGAAGAGGAUGAUGAGAAAUCCAUAUGAGUAUCAUCAUGAUCUUGGCAUGAACUACACACUGAUAACUGACAAUUUGAUUGUGGGCUCUCAGCCCCAGAAACCUGAAGAUAUUGAUCAUCUGAAACAAGAAGAGAAGGUGGCCUAUAUUUUGAACUUGCAGCAGGACAAGGACAUUGAGUAUUGGGGGAUUGACUUGCAGUCCGUAAUAAAAAGAUGUCGACAACUGGGAAUUCGUCAUAUGAGAAGGCCUGCACGAGACUUUGAUCCAGAUUCCUUGAGGAAUGAAUUACCUAGAGCUGUUUCCUCAUUGGAAUGGGCCAUUUCUGAGGGAAAAGGAAAAGUAUAUGUGCAUUGCACAGCUGGGUUAGGAAGAGCUCCUGCAGUGGCUAUUGCCUACAUGUUCUGGUUUUGCAACAUGAAUCUAAAUACAGCGUAUGAUGCACUGACUUCAAAGAGACCUUGUGGACCCAAUAAAAUAGCAAUACGUGGGGCCACCUAUGAUCUGGCUAAAAAUGAUCCAUGGAAGGAGCCUUUUGAAAGUCUUCCUGAACAUGCCUUUGAGGGAAUAGCAGAUUGGGAGAGGAAGUUGAUUCAAGACGGUGUUCGUUCCCUCCGCGGAACAUGAUUAUCUCAGUAAGUAUUUGUUGUAUUAAAGCCAAUUUGAAAGUGCAGGGCAACUAAAUUCCAAAAUAUUGGGGGCAUUGCUUGUGGGAUAUUGAAGCAGAUCUCUCCAAGGACUACUUUCCUGACUGAUCAGUAAAUUACUAGGUCAAUGCAUCCAUAAUUUGGUUUUUCUGUGUCAUCAUUUACAGAAGAGAACAAUUUUCAUAGUAACUAUUUGUCAUAAUUUGGUUGCUAAUUGCUAGGCCUAUUAGCCGUAGUAAUUCAACCAGCUGAUGAACCAUAAAUAAAAAACCAUAGAAAGGAAACAAGAACACAUGAUGUUUUUCCAUAUUCAAAA
Molecule: messenger RNA, 1277 nt
Organism: Theobroma cacao (cacao)
Lineage: Eukaryota; Viridiplantae; Streptophyta; Magnoliopsida; Malvales; Malvaceae
Gene: LSF2
Product: dual specificity protein phosphatase (DsPTP1) family protein
Biological process (GO): starch catabolic process; protein dephosphorylation
Cellular component (GO): chloroplast
Molecular function (GO): carbohydrate phosphatase activity; starch binding
Source: RefSeq, a predicted model, not a curated record